Messenger RNA from Symbiodinium sp. CCMP2456, 748 nucleotides. The record is from the annotation of a GenBank genome assembly. NCBI's taxonomy places the organism in Eukaryota, Dinophyceae, Suessiales, Symbiodiniaceae.
GGUCUAUGUCGACAAGCUCCUGCUGUCGGCCGCCUGUGUGAAUGCCUUAGGCAAUCCGCGGGACGAGCUGAUCGUGAAAGAGGUGUCUGCUGUCAUGGAGAAGACCCGUCAGCGAAAGCGUUGGGCCAAGGACCGUCUUUGUCGAGUUCGUCAGUUGGAUGAGGUAGCGUCGGCGUCGCACUCAGUGUCAGUGGACCUGGAUGCUGCGGCCGGCUACGACGAAGACGAUGUCGUCGACCUCUUGCGCCCCAUGGACAUGGCGUCGGCUGCCGGGGUCACGAAUCGGACCAUGAUCCGACGACUUAAGGCCGAAUCGAAGCAGGCCGAGCUGCCGGCCAGCGUGGACAAGCUCAUGGAGCAGCUUCAGGGUCAGCUUCAGACAAAGGGCGUCUUGGAUCCCUUGCCUUUGUCUGCGUCUGUGGACAGGAAACGGCAGACGGCCAUGGAGACUGUUCGCCUGAGGGAGUGGCUACAGUCUGAAGAAGGCAAGGAGUGGAAGAAUCAGCGAGCAGAGACUUGGUCCACGGCCAGCUGGUCGCUCCCGGCGGCGUCAGCCACUGCUGCCGCAUCAUCAUCAGCCAAGUCUGAUGCGACAGCAGCAUCCUCCGGGUUCAACACUGCACAAGCUCCCUGCGCCGGAUUGUCGGCAUGGUUUUCCUAUUCUUCCGUCAUCGAGUCUAAGUCUAGAACUAAUUAUACUGCACAGCAAGAGAAGAACUUGCAUUUGCGCUGCUGCUUCGACGACUGA